GGAAUUAUUGCAGCCUAACUAACUUUUCCAUCUUUCUCUCUUCAGGCUAAAACUGGUGCAUCAUGCUGAUGUAUGGAAUUUUCAGUCUGAAACUACGAGUGCUGGUACAGUGAGCAUUUACGAUCUUUUGACCUGAUAUCAGACAACUUCUCUGUGCAUCAGCCUUCAGAACUCAAUGACACAGACAAGUCAAAACUUCAUAUUUCAUCUACAUAUAUCCACAGAGGUUGUGAGGAAGAUGACGUUAUCUUCACGUCCAGAAUCUGUAGAUAAGCUAAAAAGAAUGAUAAAAGAAAGGUUUAAAGUAGACUUUGACUUUAGCCUUUUAUACCAAGAUCCAGACUUUGACGGCCAGCUAUGUUCCCUUGUAGACAUUGAGGAACUUCCACAAAAGGCUGUACUAAAAGUUGUACAACCUGAGAGUGAUGCGAGUUCAGUAGCAACAGAUGACACAAUAAUAUUGUCCCAUGCCAUGACUCCAGACAGGGCUGAGGGAUGGCCUCAGGUUUUUCCAGUGCCCACAUUUUCUUAUGAGGUAGAAUUCAUACUUGAGGAGGGAAAUGUUACAUAUGAGAGAACAGGGAAGACUGUCAAGUUAUCUAGGGGACAAAAGCAUGACAUCCUUGAGACCCUUGCAGGCAAAAUGCAUAGCUUCAAAGCAUACCCCAAUGAUAAGGAAGUGUCAAUGGUAGCAGAAGCUCUUGUCAUAAAGCAUCCUUGUCUAAAAGAGCCAGGAUCUCGGACAGGAUGGUACGGUUGGAAAAAUAGUCUCAAGUUUAAAAUGGGCAACUAUCGCAGUAAGUUGAGUCGGGCUGGAUUUUAUGAGGUAGCAGUAAAUUCUGGGAAGAGGAGUAGAAACAAUCAAGACAAACAAGCUCCUCACACGAACAUCAAAAGACCCAAGAGGGCAGAAGCAAAUUUCCUCCCUAAUUUCCCAAGAGGGGAAGAUACCAGAAGCCUUGAACAACUGAGACUGCAAAUUUUAGAGGAAGCUAAAAAGAGUGACAAAAAUCUUGUCCUGAUUGCCAAGUUAAUGCAGACCACCUUUGCCCUGCGACGUAAAGAGGUGAUUAGUGAAGACCUACCUGUUGGUGAUGUGCUGGAACGCUGGCCUGCCCUUAAAAUAGAGUCCCAGAUCUGUGCAGAGUUUCACAGAAUUACAAACAUCAACCUGAAGAACCAGUUCUAUGCUGUGUUGGACCAACAUGCCCCCCGUCUUCUGAGUUUAUUUAGGAUAAAAGCAGGUCGCACAGGGAAAGUGUAGAAAGUUCUGGAUCAGCUCUUCAGGAUAUAUGAUCUCCAGGAACAGGUUGACAUUCAAGUCAGACGUGCUGCUGUCCUCCGUGCUCUUCCAGCCUAUCUGCAUGAGGAUGACUCCAGCUUUCUGAAGACAUGGAAUGUGACACAGUCUGAUGAACCAGACAUCGAUGACAUACCAGUUGGAAUCCUCUCAAUCAGUGCCAGUUCAACAGAUUCUACGUUCUUCUGCCCUGAGCGGAUUGCGGUUGUGCUGGAGGCUAACAAAAUUAUCGAAUUCCACACAUUGGCGGAUGCAUUUGUCAUGCUUUUUGCACUUAUAUAUGCUCUGCAUCUAAGUUACCCAAAAGAGUUGGCCAACACGUUUGACUUCACUCAGAAAGUCUUGAUGGGUCUGGAGGAUGGGAAGUUGAGGCCCAGAGUGUUGAGUCUUAAAAAUGACCUUUUCAGGGUGGAUUAAAUCUUAGUGUAUGAAAAUGUACAAAGUUACUCAUUGUUAAUUUGCACUUUUGGCACUUUGAAUGUGUCAUUGUUGAAGUGGAGUGAUGGUCAUUUGUGCUAUAUAGACACUUUGUCGUUACACAUUAUUUACUGUGAUAAAAAAAAAACUUAAGUUGUAAAAGUGACAUUGGCAGUGAAGGAAAUCUUAAUAUAUGAAAAGUUUAAAAAGUAAACACUUAAUUUGCAUGUGCACUUGUUAUAAAGCGAUGAAUAGAGUAAAAAAUCUUACAUGUGCUUUAAAAAAUGUAUAUGUUAAACUGUAAAUGUUAAAUGUAUAUGUUAAAUUGGUGUUUUUGCACUGUAUAGAUGCAGUACACAGUAUGACCAACACUUUGCACUACUUGUUUUGCAGUUUUUUUUUUUUUAUCUACGUGGUCAUUAUGUUAAUCGGAAAGACCAUCAUGUCUGCUGUGGUCAUUCAUUGUGCAUAUGGCAAUAUAAUUUGUUUGUUUAGCAUCAAUAUGUUGCCUUUGUAAGGGAGAAGCAAACCAGUUCUUAGUGUUUAAAGUGCUAAUAAUCAUAAUACUGUGACAGGAUUUUAUUUAUAUUGUCCACUUCUAGAAUUGAUAAUUCUGUUUUCUCAGGCCAUUUUCUCAAGGCUGUUGUUUCUGAAGAAUGUAUUUCCAAACCGUUUUUUACAGUUGAUGUUUGGUUAAUGUUUUUAUGGUAACUUAAUAAAAGUUAAGUUACAUUUAAA
Trichomycterus rosablanca is the source of this 2455-nucleotide messenger RNA. RefSeq lists its product as uncharacterized. The transcript has 6 exons. NCBI's taxonomy places the organism in Eukaryota, Metazoa, Chordata, Actinopteri, Siluriformes, Trichomycteridae. Bases 176 to 1264 code for a protein of 362 amino acids. The record is from RefSeq and is a predicted model, not a curated record.